Magnusiomyces paraingens is the source of this 1137-nucleotide messenger RNA. RefSeq lists its product as uncharacterized. The coding region runs from base 1 to 1137 and encodes 378 amino acids. Lineage: Eukaryota; Fungi; Ascomycota; Dipodascomycetes; Dipodascales; Dipodascaceae. The record is from RefSeq and is a predicted model, not a curated record. The transcript has a single exon.
AUGACAGCGAAUCUGUCAACAGCACAAGCAUCACCGAGAACAAGCAAUCAGGACUCUUUGUAUUCUGAAACCAAUUCUGUAACUGCGACUGUUGCAUCUGGUGUUUUCUCUGCCUCAUCUUCAGUUUCCAGCAUAACCCAAAAUCCACCAGCCAAUUGUUCUCUUGUGUCUUUAUCUACAACAACUGAUAUCCCAAAUAUUGGAGCUCCACCGGCUACAUCUUCCUUUUGGGCCUCUCAUCCUUCCUCGUUUGAAACAAUUUGUAAAAUAAUGAAUGUUCAACCACACCUUUUGAUUAUUCCUUGUCCUCAUGCAAAACACUUUUCCCAAACACGUCUCAUUGACUACCAGGCCUUUUGCAAACUUGUUGAAAUUGACCCUGAUCGAGUUCUUUCUAAAAUGCUUUAUGUUCGUGUUGAAAGCAGAUAUUUUGACACAUUUUUUGUUAAUAUUGAAACUAAAACUCAGCCGGUAAAUUCCAAUAAAGAACCUCAGCAAAAAGAUCAAGAAAAAGCUCUUUCGUCUGAAACUAUUUCUGUUGAUUCAAAACUAACUGAUUCUUCAUCAACGCAAAUAAGUCAGGUAAUUGAAAAUAUUUUAGAUCCAUCUGAAGAAUUAGUGGAACCAACGUCUUUUAAUUCAACUCUUUCCAACUCAAUUUCAAAACCUAAAGAGUAUGGCCAGAGCUCUUUGGUGCAACCUACAAUGUCAUCCAUACCUCAAAAUUUAACUUCAUACCAUGAAUUUUGCAAAUCUUUUGGCAGUCUAGACUCCUCAAAAGUUUCUACUUUUCAACACUUUCUUUCUUUUAAUUCUUCCUCUUCUUCCAACUCCUUGCCUUUAGCAUUUUUAGAGCAUAUUAUAUCCAAACCCGAGACACCUACUUAUAAUCAGUUUUGCCAAUCAAACUCUCAUUUAGAAAUGGAUUCUCUUUCAACUAUGAAAUCAUAUAUUGUAUCCCUUGUUACAGAUUCCCAAGACUUUUUUGAACCUACUGGUCUGGCAGCGCUCGACCAAAAUGAUAAAUCCGAAGCUAAGAUAUCUUCUGAAAAACUUGCUUCAGAUACAAAUGACGCAAAAGGGAUAACUGAGCAACGGAAAAGAAAGUUUAGUGAAAUACAAACCCCAUUAGAGUAG